This is a messenger RNA of Cololabis saira (Pacific saury), 1205 nucleotides long. Its product is annotated as transcription factor HES-5-like. Gene Ontology annotation, molecular function: protein dimerization activity; RNA polymerase II cis-regulatory region sequence-specific DNA binding; DNA-binding transcription factor activity, RNA polymerase II-specific. The transcript has 2 exons. Gene Ontology annotation, cellular component: nucleus. NCBI's taxonomy places the organism in Eukaryota, Metazoa, Chordata, Actinopteri, Beloniformes, Belonidae. Bases 48 to 536 code for a protein of 162 amino acids. Gene Ontology annotation, biological process: regulation of neurogenesis; regulation of transcription by RNA polymerase II; anterior/posterior pattern specification. The record is from RefSeq and is a predicted model, not a curated record.
UGGCUCUUCAAACCGAGCACAAGCGCUCUAACUCUAACUCUACAGCAAUGGCACCCACUGUUUUUGGACAAGCAACCAAGGAGCACCUGGCCCCAGCUCACAAGCUGAGAAAGCCCAUGGUGGAGAAACUGCGCCGAGACCGCAUCAACACCAGCAUCGAGCAGCUGAAAUCCCUGCUGGGUCCCGAGUUCCUCAGGCAGCAGCCCGACUCUAAGCAAGAAAAGGCCGACAUCCUGGAGAUGGCCGUGUUUUAUUUGAGAAGCUGGCAGCAGCAGAGGCAGCAGCAGCAGCAGAUCCGGCUGAGCUCUGGUCUGCUGGUGGCCGGUGACGGCUACUCCCACUGCGUCCAGGAGGCCGUCAGCUUCCUGUCCCACUGCGAGGUCCAAACACAGGCCCACAGGCGGCUGCUCAGCCACUUCCAGGGCCUGCAGACAUCCAGUGGCUGCAACCCCUCGCCUCCUGGUUCCCCUGCCCAUCGGGUCAGCUCCAGCAAGGGUGUGGGUCAGGGUGGCAGCACUCUGUGGAGGCCCUGGUAGGAAGAAGCCCGCGUCACCUUCGCACGGAGAAAGAACUACGUCUGUGAACGUCAUGGACAAGACCCGUUGAAAAUUCACUGAAAUCUGUUUCUGUUUGCUUUAGCAGGAUAUCAGUGUUGCUGAUUUGUAGUUUGGCAUAAUUGGCACAAUGUGCCAGUAUUUCCGAGGAAAGCUUUUACACAUUAUGUGCACCAUGUGUAGAGCCGUUGGAAAUGUUAUUUAUCAGAGUUCUUACUCUGUGAUUUUGUUUACUGUUUCCUGUGGGGAAAAUUAACCCUCAGUUCCUGUUUGUUUUACAAACAUCAGUUUAUUAUAUUUACCACAUUGGUUUUAAACUAUAUCUGAGGCACUCUAUGAUGUGUUUAAGGUCUAUCUUUGAUACUGUGUAUCACCGACUGAGAUGUCUCUUCAGCUUUUUGUUGAUUAUUCAAAAAGAACCAUAAAAGGAUCCCAUGGAUCCACCUUUACUGUAAAUCCUAUUAGGAUUAUUCUUCACGGUUUAUGAUGACUAUGUAACCACUAUUUGGCGUAUGUGUGAAUAAGACUCAUUUACUGCUAUACCGUGUUAUGUGUCCACUUGUGAUGUUGGUAUUAUAUGUUUUUCAUCUUCUGAUGAAUUCCUUUUAUAAAGGCAUGUUACACUGACGUCAGUCUUUAGUAAAAGACUAU